Messenger RNA from Trypanosoma grayi, 2601 nucleotides. RefSeq lists its product as hypothetical. The transcript has a single exon. Lineage: Eukaryota; Euglenozoa; Kinetoplastea; Trypanosomatida; Trypanosomatidae. The record is from RefSeq and is a predicted model, not a curated record. Bases 1 to 2601 code for a protein of 866 amino acids. Gene Ontology annotation, biological process: mRNA 5'-splice site recognition.
AUGGAGUUUGAUUUCCCGCAGUUUGUGCGUGCGUCGGACAACACUGCUCCGCCGGCGUCGCCGCAGAAGUCCCUCUGGCAGAUGGUGAUGGAGGCGGGGCCAAACGACGUGCUGCCGGAGCGUGUGGUCCCACGGCGUGCGGCGGCUCACCGAAUCGCAGGCUAUGACAGCGACAACAGCGAAGGCAGCAACAGGGGAGGCGGCCGUCAUAACGACGAGAAUGUGUCCGCAAAAGACGGCACAGCUGCUGCCGCACUCACCUCGCGCAGCUCGUGGACGCCCACGCCUUACAUGCUUCAGCACCUCAUGUCCUCUGGCUUUGUGUCACAGUUCUGCGUGCUGAAUGGAAUUGAGUGCACUGCACGGUUGCCGCCACCACCGUGCAUGCGUCUAAAGGACUUGCAGCUUCCACCGUUUGUCCUCGCACGCCUUCAACGCCAGCUUCUGCGGCCCCGCGCAUCGAGAAGGCCAAACUUGCAGGAGCUACGGGAAGCUGUCUUUGGCGGAGCAGUGGCUGCAGAAGCUGACGGCUCUGUGAAUGCUGUUUCUGCCGCAGUGGAGGCGGAUGGAGAGGAGCUGGUGCUGACGGCACUGCAGCAACUCACACUGACGUCAAUGCUGCUGGGCCACCACACCGUCAGUAUCGGUCCAAGAGCCACCGGAAAGAAGACAGCAGGGUGGCUGGCCACGGCGGCCGCGACGCUGGCACGUGGUAGCCACAAUUCGGAAAAUGAAGAUGGACCUAGCGAGGAUGUGAUGAACCGUGAGGCUGGCGAGGCGCAAAUGAUGCAACCGCGUGCGAUGAUUCUUGUGAACAGCUUCAGCGAAGUUCAGCAGUGCAACCGCUGGCUUCAGGCUGUCUUCACGGCGGAUGCGUUUUCGCCCGUUACAUUUCGUCGUGGCGAAGCCGAGCUUGUCGCGUUGCCGGUGAUGCACGAGGAGCGCUUCGGCCGCUACGCGGGCGCUGGUCAACAAGCGGCAGUGGCGCCACAACAGCUAACAGCAGCAGUAACAGCAGCGACGCCACCACCCCCACAACCGCCGCAGAGGGCAGAGGUGGAUCAGACACGCCAACACCGGCACGUGUCCCGUGGGCGGAGCCGCGAGGCGUCGCAUCGUCACCGCCAUCACCAUCGCAGCGAAUCACCGACGUCGCACAAGCGGGAGAAGCGACGACGUCAUCGCAGCGAUUCGAAUCACUCCAGAAAGCGCCGCCACCGACGGAGUCAUAGCCGCAGCCAUCACCGCGAUGAGCGGAGACGUAGUCGCAGGAGUUCGCGGCGGCGCAGUCACCACAGCAGUAGCAGAAAGAGGAGGCGGAGCAGCAGCAGCAGGACACUGCACCGCCACCACCACCGAAGGCGCCGCGAUGAACAGCAAGCAAGAGUUGAACGGCACGACAAUUCCGACACUCAACAGGUGCCGGACAUCCCUACCAUGAGUGUACCUUCAACAGCAGUGCCUCCGCCAGUUGUUUACAAUCCCGUCGCGGUACAUGCGCCCCAUAAAGAGAUCCCGAAAUUCUUGCAGCAGCGUGUGCCUAUCCUUAUUACGACACACCAGUCGAUUGCAGAGGCUCUGGAGAAGGUGCGUGGCCAGGCCGAAGUACUGCCACUGGAGUGCGUCCGUGUUGUGUGUGUCAGCGACGCUGACCGCGUGGCGCAGCCCACUUCGCAGGUUGCUGUUGACGCGUCGUGGUGGAUUUCCGUCUCCAAUGCAGUCGAUGUAGAGUGCCAGUACAUCGUGUCGGCCUCGCGAAUGUACGAUGAGGUGGAGGGAUGGCUGCGCAACACACUGCUGCGCGACACACCCGAUGUGGUGAACAGCUACCGACAACGCGACGAUACCGUGUGGUGUGGCGUGCAGCACUUGGCCGAGGUGGUGGCUGUAGAGGGGAUGGAGGAACGGAAUGCGCAGCCGAUGUUUGAGCGCGUCGAGGCAGUCAAGGUGGAUCGUCUCAUUCAAAUUGUUGCGCAGCACUUCCGCUCGUCCGACGCAUCUGACGUGGCGGAUCCCUCCUUUUCUUCUUCCGCUGCUCCUGGGUCUGCUGUUGGUUCGUUGCCACCGUCAGUGGGACAAGUGGCCAUUGUGGUGGCGUCCCGCAGGGAGCAGGAGGCGGUGCUGCCGCAGCUGCUGGCCGGCCUGCAGCGCCGUGCCGCGCAGGUGCGUGCCACGUGCGACAUGCACGAUUUUCAGCGCGGCAACGCCGACGUGUUGGUGACGUACGACUGGGCGUUGUGCACCAGCGCCGCAUCAGCCGGGGUAUCGGCACACGACGCGUCGAGGCGGCGUGUGGAGGUGAUUGUCAACUACGCCUUCCCGCGAAUGCUGCUCGCGCCGGGGAAGGAGGAGAGCCUGCUGGAGUGCCUCACGAUACGCACCCGCACGCUCCUCCACGGCGCUGCCGCAGCCGACGCUUGCACGAAGGACGUCGAGGAGGAGGACGCCGCGCAGGGCGAAGGCGUCAGUGCGUUCUUUGCGGCAGCGUCACGCACAGCUAGGGCGCAGCCGACGGUGUGGACACUGCUGACGGAGCGGCAGAUGCACGGCCGACCAGGAAAGCUGCUCAUGUCCCGCGCACAUGCGCUACUGUCGCAGUGA